This is a messenger RNA of Salpingoeca rosetta, 420 nucleotides long. RefSeq lists its product as uncharacterized. The transcript is spliced from 3 exons. The record is from RefSeq and is a predicted model, not a curated record. Bases 1 to 420 code for a protein of 139 amino acids. Lineage: Eukaryota; Choanoflagellata; Craspedida; Salpingoecidae.
AUGCGGUCCACAUCGCCCCUUGAGCAGAUCACCAGCGGCCCACACCGGCCACCCCGGUAUGGACACUUUGAGGCAGAGCACAGCCCAUGCGGCCCAAAACGACUACGUCCAUAUGGACAUGUUGAGGCAAAGCACAGGCGAUGCGGCCCACACCGACCACACCGAUACGUUGAGGCAGAGCUCCAUGCGGCCCACAACGUCCACACCGAUGUGGACACGUUGGGGCAGAGCACCAUGCGGCCCACAACGCCCACACCGGUAUGGACACGUUGGGGCAGAGCACCAUGCGGCCCACAACGCCCACCCGGUAUGGACACGUUGACGCAGAACACCAUGCGGCCCACAACGCCCACCCGGUAUGGACACGUUGACGCAGAACACCAUGCGGCCCACAACGCCCACCCGAUGUGGACACGUUGA